AUGUUCAGCUUACCAAGAAUAUCGUUGCCAUCUUUUCUUCGUGCAGGCGAAGGCACGCAUCUCACUGUCGAUCUACCCUCUGUGGAGAUCCAUGAUAUCGAAACCUCGGCGGAAAAGCGACCGCGAACUCUCAAGCAUCUACUCAAAGCGAAUCACGCGAAUUACUCGAUUAUAUACCACAACCUUACUUUUCACAACCAUACACCGCACAUCUUAGGAUCGGCUUACCUUCUCGGAGGCACGGCAGAACAUCUGAAUGAAAUCUACGAGAAGGAGGCUGAAGUACUAGAACCAUGGCAUGACGCGCCAGGUGAAGUAACAAAGGACGAUUGGCGCGAGUUCCUGGGGAAGCGCGAAUACCAACGCGCAUUUAUCGAUUUCUUCGAAGAUCAGCUCGUGAGCAAGAAGUACAAUGUCGAAGAAGUGCUCGAGGAAUUCAUGUUCAAGGGAAAGGAGCCGCUGAUCAAUGGCCUCAUCUCCGGACUUGCACAUCCUCUCAUCCAUCUUGGCUACGCUUACGAACUGAACUCCAGAACCGUCUCGAUCGAGGCUCUGGCUAUGGGCUCCUGCUUUUACAGUUCCCUUCAUAAAUACAUUGACGACCCAAGGUAUACAAAGCCCAGCCCUCAUAGCGCAAGUGGAGAUCACACUGGGCUCAUCGAUAUCCUGGACAAAGUGCGCAAAGACAAGCGCUUCGACGGCCUUUAUGACCACCGCAGCGGUGAUAUCACCAAGGUGUUAGAGGAGCGCGAAGAAGCCUUUUUAGAAUACUGGAAUGCCUGGGAAAUUACAGCACCGAACGAACAGUUUCAGGCUGCUCAGGAAGUGGGAUUGGGGCUUUUGACAGGCACACCGUUACCAGCGAAGGGGAAGUACGAUUUCUUCAUCGUGCAUGUGCUUACAAGCUCUCAUGCCAUUCGCAUCCUCCUCCCCUUGUUACCGGCCAAGUUCCAUGUUAGUCUUCUGCGGCAAUGGUGGCUAUUCGCAUUAGCUGUGUACAUUGCCCAGAUGAGGCCGGAGAUCGAUAUGGGUAAAGCUAUGGGUAACGAUGGCAGUGAGAAGAAGGGCUGGAAGUAUGUUGUAGACAAGGCAUUGAACGGCCCGCAUUCGACUGAUGCGCAUCAUGUCAAAGCAUUGCGAGCCUUGAAGGUAGCGGAGGAAACAUGGGAGACUGAAGAUAACCGGUCGGACCACUGGCUCCGCGCGGCAGUCAAGUUUGCUGACGAAUUUGAGGGCUGGGGAGGAUUUGGAACUGCGGAAGAUGAGGCGAAGAUGGGGUACCCUGAGAAGCAGUAA
Molecule: messenger RNA, 1296 nt
Organism: Alternaria arborescens
Lineage: Eukaryota; Fungi; Ascomycota; Dothideomycetes; Pleosporales; Pleosporaceae
Exons: 5
Coding region: 1-1296 (431 amino acids)
Molecular function (GO): oxidoreductase activity
Source: RefSeq, a predicted model, not a curated record